Messenger RNA from Linum tenue, 192 nucleotides. The record is from the annotation of a GenBank genome assembly. Lineage: Eukaryota; Viridiplantae; Streptophyta; Magnoliopsida; Malpighiales; Linaceae.
AUGGCAGUGGAGAUUCUGUUGGUUUUCCUGAUUUUCAUGGCUGCCAAUGCAAUCACAGGUGAGGCAGUGUUUGGAAUUGACAUGAAUCCAUGCGCACUCACAACUUGCACAGAAGCCUGCAAGAGUCUUUUGGGGGAUAAGUUUGACAGUGCCUCUUGCUACCAAGGAAUCAUAUGUAUGUGCUUUGGCUGA